Molecule: messenger RNA, 3529 nt
Organism: Melopsittacus undulatus (budgerigar)
Lineage: Eukaryota; Metazoa; Chordata; Aves; Psittaciformes; Psittaculidae
Gene: PLEKHF2
Product: pleckstrin homology and FYVE domain containing 2
Exons: 3
Coding region: 184-933 (249 amino acids)
Biological process (GO): endosome to lysosome transport; endosome organization
Cellular component (GO): early endosome
Molecular function (GO): metal ion binding; phosphatidylinositol binding
Source: RefSeq, a predicted model, not a curated record
UAUGACCGUGGUGGGGUGGGGAGAGGGUGGCGGCCGGGCGCUGGUGCGACAGCCGGAGUGGAGGGCGCUGGGCACUGACUUGGCAUGUGGGAUUCGUGUCUGCUGGAGCUUCUUGAGCUGGAGCAGGGUCCCAGGCCUCUGCCCUUGACUCUUCUGGCACAUUUCUAAGGAUACUUGUGAAAGAUGGUGGAUCGCUUGGCAAACAGUGAGGCAAACACUAGAAGAAUAAGUAUAGUGGAAAACUGCUUUGGAGCAGCUGGUCAACCCCUGACUAUUCCUGGUCGUGUUCUGAUCGGAGAGGGAGUACUAACAAAGCUGUGUAGGAAGAAGCCGAAAGCAAGGCAGUUCUUCCUGUUCAAUGACAUUCUUGUUUAUGGCAAUAUAGUCAUCCAGAAGAAGAAAUACAAUAAACAGCACAUAAUCCCACUGGAAAAUGUCACUAUUGAUUCCAUCCAGGAUGAGGGAGACUUACGGAAUGGGUGGCUUAUCAAAACACCAACAAAGUCUUUUGCGGUUUAUGCUGCCACUGCUACGGAGAAGUCUGAGUGGAUGAACCACAUUAAUAAGUGUGUUUCUGAUCUGCUUUCCAAAAGUGGGAAGACUCCUAGCAAUGAACAUGCGGCUGUCUGGGUACCGGACUCGGAAGCCACUGUGUGCAUGCGCUGUCAGAAAGCAAAAUUCACACCCGUCAACCGUCGUCACCACUGUCGCAAGUGUGGCUUUGUUGUGUGUGGGCCUUGCUCUGAAAAGAGGUUCCUGCUCCCAAGCCAGUCCUCCAAGCCUGUGCGGAUUUGCGACUUCUGCUAUGAUCUUCUUUCUACUGGGGAGAUGACUGCUUGCCAGUCCACUAGAUCAGACUCCUACAGCCAGUCACCUAAAUCAUCUCUGAAUGAUGUAUCUGAUGAUGAUGAGGAUGAAGACAGUAGCGACUGAGGACCAGAUGUUUUUUUCCCAUGUGUUGCAAUUUGUUUCAAACCAUAUGGAGCUGCUUUUGGGGAAGUCUGUUGUGAGGUUCCUCAGAAAAAAAUCCUGUUCUAGCCAUAAAACAUGCCUGAAUAUCUUCAAUUGCAAUGUGCCUCAAUCUAUGAAUUCUCUAGACAAUAGGUUUUUCACUCCUCUGCAGGGAUAGGCUGUUGCAAAUGUUAUCAGAAUAUUUUCCAACUUAUACUUGAGCUGUGUCUAGGUUAGACUUUUGUGGAAGAUUGGAGAAUAAAAUGUACGUUCUUAAUUUAACAACCCAUACUUCCUAAUGCUUCAUAUUGCUGUGUUGUUAAGUGGGAUUUUUUUUCCCCGAUAUGGAGAGGAAAACUAAGCAUGCAUGGAACAGUGAUGUUUUGGUUGAUCCCUUAGACCAUCUUGUGUUUUUCUAACCACGGUAUGUAAUGAAUUGAAAUAUGACAUAACAUACAAUCUUAAAUGUCACAAAACUUGGAAAUUGUCUUGUUUUGCUCUUAUUUAUGACUUCCUAUGCCAAGCAGUGCCUUGUACCAGUUGUGCUGAUUCAGGAAGAAACACAUUUAUUGUCUUGUCUGUAUUUGCCUGAUGCUUAUAUCUGAGAGAUUGUUGGUGCUAUUGAAAAUAACUGCUGUGUUCAAAGUGGAGCUUUGACAAGGUCAUAACUGUACCCAGUGGUGGGUGAUGAAGACUCAAAUCACUCAGCCUCACCUGUGCAGGCAGACCCCAAGACUCCAUUGAUUCCCACAGGUUGCAGUGGGGUUCUCCUAACAGGAGUUGUAUUGCAGGUCAGGAUCUUGAGAUGAGAAGCUUAGGGUGGCUCUUCAUGGGGAUUUCUAUGUUUCAUUUUCAGAGCAGUUUCUAAGUUUCAGAUUUGGCAAAUGCAUUCUGAAAUUUUAGCUGGGUGACAGAGCAUUUGGAUGUGAUAGCCUAUAUAUUUUUGGAAAUAGCUCCCAAAAUAAUAAUAAAUUGUUUCUUAAAACAUUGAGGAGAGGGUCAGGUUUCCCCCCAUGCCCCAGGAAUUUUAUUGGCUUGUUUAGAAAGAGCCUUGUUAUUUUGAACGAAAAGCCUGCAGGUAUUCUUAUAAAAAUUGGCUUUCCUUUUUACACAGCUGACCUCAGGAUAAAUGUAAGAUGCUUGUUAUUUCAUUCUAAAUGUAUACCCAGGACCAAGAAAGAUGUAUUUAAGAACUGUAAUGAAGUCAUCAGUGCAGAAAAUAUCUCUGUGAUAAUAUUCAUUUUUUAUUUUUAAUAAGUUCUUGUAUACAGAAAUGUCAUGUUCCCAUAUAAAUGUCAAAGUUAGAUUUGCAAAGACAUGUUAAACCCCCAAAUACUAUGUUCCUAUAUUUUUAUAAUGGUAGUGUCAAUUUUGAAGCAGAAAGACCUCUUUGAAAUAGUUGUAUGAAUGUACAACUGACUUUAUAAAAAGUUACACUUUUAUAUCUCUGAAUGACAAUUUCUGCACUGUUUGCCUUGGUUGGCAAUAAUUGGGUUAAAUAUUUAUUGAAUAAACAAUCAAUGCUGCAUAUUGCACUAGUCUCCCUCUCUGUAUGCUGUAAAUCUCAGUCUAUAUAUAAAAAAGAGCCGAGCACUUCAGAGCUGUAUCUGUCUGAGAUUUCUGGUAGCUGAAGAUGCACUUAGCAUCUUUAGGGAGGCACUCUGCAGGACAUUGCUUCAGGUGAAAACUGCAUUAGUAUUUUUAGCUUGGGCAGUUUCUAAAUGUAAGCUUUUUUAAAAGCACUGAAGAGUACUUGAUCUACUUUGAAAUAAACAUAAAAAGGGGAAAGCUAGGGGUGGGGAAGACUGUAAAAUUGCCAGAGAAGCAAUAAACAAUUGUAUAUACUGAAAAAAGUAGCUGAAAUGAGGAGUUACCUUCACUUAUUCCUUGAAAGAUGAGGGAAUGGUGACUUCCAGCAGGGGAAAAUGGGCUAUUCUGAGAAGGCACUUCCGGAUAAUAGUGCUUACUUUUUGUACCUCUCAAUAUUUAUAUUUCAGGAAUUAGACUUGUAAGCCUAAGUUUUUAUACAGAAUCAAAGUACAAACCUCUCUGAUACAGACCUUCUGAUGACUAACAGUUAUUUUCUUCAAUGUGCAAUUGUUUCUUAAGCUGUCAGAUAUUAACUUGUCUUGUUAAAGGGUCUAUCUCUGUGUACUUUUCCUGUGUUUCUAUAUAUUGGGCUUACUUUUCAGCACUUUCUAGGGGGUGGGAAGAGGGUUGCUGAGAGAUCAUAUCCUAUAUUUUGCAGGAUGUUCUUGUACCUACUUCAAAUAUCUUUUUAUCUGUGAAUGAAACUUGCACUGUGCCACACUGAUCCCUGAAGCUGUAACCAAACCAACUUGUAUGUGUGGGAGUUGACAUCUGAAACUGAUGUAUGUGGUCCAAGCUUUUUGAGAAAGCAUUAAAAAAGGUGUUUUAUGGUAUUGCUCCUAUCCCUCAGUGAUAUUAGUUUAAAACUUUACAAAAUGGACUUAACAGUGACUUCUCUUGUACUUAAAUUCCUGAAAGGGCUUGUUUCAUACUUUGUAAUCUUGUUCUUUCAAAUUAUUUUAUUUACAAAUAUAUGGUAUAGCCUCAA